AUGGCAGAUGAGAGCGGAUACAAGAAAGGAUUGUGGAUGGAGGAAGAAGAUGAACUUCUCAAACAAUACGUUGCAAAAUAUGGGAAAGGAAAGUGGAAUCGCAUAGCAAAAACUACAGAUCUAAAAAGAUGCGGAAAAAGCUGCAGACUAAGGUGGCUGAAUUAUCUCAAUCCAAAUGUAAAACGAGACACUUUUGCAGACGACGAAGAUGACCUCAUAAUUCGCCUACACAAACUACUUGGGAAUAGAUGGUCCUUAAUAGCGGGAAGAAUACCGGGUCGCACCGAUAAUCAAGUGAAAAAUCGUUGGAACACUUACCUAAGCAAGAAAGUUGAGACGACAAAAAAGUAUCGAAAAAGAGUUAGGAACUCUCGUCAAACAAUACAUGAUGUCUCCACCAAGGAUGAAAGAGGUGACCAUUAUGUACCCUUGAAGGAUAAUCAUCUUGACCAGCCAUUAUUUCAUGAAACUGAUCAUCCCAUCGAGCCAAAUGAGCUGAAGAAUGAUAAUAGACAAAACAUCGACAAUGGUCUUUUGUUUCUAGAAACAGAACUCGGACUGCACGAUAAUAAUUAUUUUGAGAGUACAUCGUGGUUUCUUAAUGACGAUGAAUUUGAUUUCAUUAAAACUAACUUCAUGGGACUCUUGGAUGACCAAUUUCCUCUUAAGAUGUCUAUCGGGGAUAAUUCCGAUAACAUAGUUGGACAGGGAAACGAAAGUGUUGCAUUUGCCGACAUGAUUCAGCUCCAAGUAAAUACGACUCCCACCGAAAAUCUUUUCAUUCAAAUAUGA
Messenger RNA from Impatiens glandulifera, 792 nucleotides. RefSeq names its product transcription factor WER-like. The record is from RefSeq and is a predicted model, not a curated record. The transcript is spliced from 3 exons. The coding region runs from base 1 to 792 and encodes 263 amino acids. NCBI's taxonomy places the organism in Eukaryota, Viridiplantae, Streptophyta, Magnoliopsida, Ericales, Balsaminaceae.